GUCACUGUCAAUGUCAAAGUAUGUUAUGUCACAGUGGUAAAAGAGCGAAUGUUUGAUAUUCAAACAAGAAAUAUUACAUGUAUAACAGAAAUUUAAAACAAUUAAGUGAAUUAGCAGGAAGAAUGUUAAAAAAUUUCAGGCAUACCUUCAGAACAGUGUCUGGAUUCACACGAAACAAUAGUAGUGACGUAGCGGCAAGUCAAAAUGGCUUAAUAUAUUGUAGCAAUGUUGUAAAACAGCACGACUAUGAAAACUUUUUGGCAACUCUGCUUAUGACAAAAGCGAUUCGCACUCCUGCACUAGUUGUAAGAGCAUUUAAUGUCGAAGUGGCAAGGGUUCAGGAUCAAACAAGCGAUCCACAGACGGCAGCUUUCAGAGUUCAAUUCUGGUUGGAUAUACUAAAUGACAUCUAUAAAAAGGAACAGAAUAUUAGCAAGAUUCCUGCCAAUCCUGUUGCAAAAGAAUUGUUUAAGAUAUGUAAAUGUUAUAAUCUACCAAAGAGACAUUUAGAGAAACUUGUGUUAUCAAGGAGUAGUUUAUUAAAAUCAAGGUACUUUAGAACAUUGGAAGACAUUGAAAAAUAUGCUGAUGAUACAGUAUCUUCAAUAUAUUACUUGUUGCUUACGGUUGCCGGAGUAGCUGAUAUACAUGCUGACCAUGCUGCAUCACAUUUGGGAAAGUCACAAGGGCUGACCAACAUAUUAAGAUCAGUUCAUGUUUCAAAUCAUCACAAAAUGGUAGCUCUACCAAUGGAUAUUCUGAUGAAGAAUAAAGUGAGUCAGGAAGAGGUGUUGAGGGAGAAAGACAGUGAAGGGAUGAGAAAUGUUGUAUUCGAAGUUGCCAGUAGAGCCUAUAGUCAUUUAGAAAAGGCAAGAAAAAUUCAAACACCAAAAAUAACAAAUCAGAUAUUUCUACCAGCAACAGCUGUAGACUAUUACCUGAACAAACUACAGAAGAAUAAUUUCAAUAUAUUUGACAAAUCAUUGCAUCAUGGAAAUGCAACUUUACCUUUCAAACUCUACUAUAAGAGAUUGGUUAAUAAAUAUUAA
This is a messenger RNA of Papilio machaon (common yellow swallowtail), 1049 nucleotides long. RefSeq names its product NADH dehydrogenase (ubiquinone) complex I, assembly factor 6 (gene sicily). Gene Ontology annotation, biological process: mitochondrial respiratory chain complex I assembly; biosynthetic process. Gene Ontology annotation, cellular component: mitochondrion. The coding region runs from base 78 to 1049 and encodes 323 amino acids. Lineage: Eukaryota; Metazoa; Arthropoda; Insecta; Lepidoptera; Papilionidae. The transcript is spliced from 5 exons. The record is from RefSeq and is a predicted model, not a curated record.